GUUGGCUGCACAUCCUCUCCAGAACCAGCUCCAGAUAUUAUUAAUUCUGCUAUUUUUCAAACGAAUUCCAAUGACUUCUGUGGAAUCGGGGAAUUCGUUUCAAGCUAUUGGUGAUUUCUUGGGUCUUGGCGAAGCUGAAAUUGGGGAACUAAAUCAAUUGAAAACGUCGUCUACUUUAAUUCAGGCUCUUACUAAUAAAGCCGAAGAAUUUGUGAAAUUAAAGAAUGAAUUGCUUUUACAUGAAGUUAAUGAGGAACAUAAAUAUGUUAAUCUGAAUCAGACAAUCGCGAACUUGACGUCUAAUGUCCAGCUCUUGGAAUCUUCGACCGAAGAACAACGUCAACGUAACCAGGAACUGACAAACGAACGCGACACGUUCAAGGAACAACUAGACGUGGAACGGGAAACAACAUCGAAACUUACAGAUGAAGUAAAAUUAUCUCAAAACGUAAUCAAUCAAAAGGUUCAAUCGCUGCAAGUUUUGGAAUUACGCGAAAAAGAACUAUGUCAACAAAAAUCUUCACUCGAAAAAGAACUGCAGGCUAGUCAUCUUCAUGAGGAAGAAUUGCAAACCCUUCUCCAGGAGGUUCGUGAACAAAACCAGCAAAGUGUUUUUGAGCGAGGCCAAUUAAGUGUUCAAAAUGAAACACUUAUAGAAGAGAAAAACUUGCUUCAAAAGCAACUGGAUGAAAGGCAAGAGCAACUCGAGCAUCUGAAAAAUACGUAUCAAAAUCAAUUGACUACUCUGACUAAUGAGCGGAGGCAAAUGGAAAAUGAGUUGACGAAGUUACGCGAAAAGGUCUCUGCCAACAAAGAUGGGGUUUCUAAUGAGCAACAAUUUUCGGAGGACAGUGCUAUGGCAGUUGAUUCUGAUCAAGUCGCUUCGCUCCGCGAAGAAAUUGCUAUGCAAAAAGAAUUAGCAACGCUUUGGGAAAACAAAGCCAAUGAUUUGGAAACACAGUUAAAUUCUCUUCUCAAUGAGAACAAGCAAUUAACCGAAGCCGUUUUAAAUAUCAAGGCUGAAAAAGAAGAGCUCAAUCAAAAGCGUUUACGUGAAGUUCACGCAAUCGAAUUAUCUUGUAAAGAAGUGCAAGCGAAACUUGAUGAGGCUAACGCAACACUUAAGGCUCCUAAUAACGACGCAUCAGAACGUCUUAAUAUAUCGCCUGUACUUAAACAAUUGGAGGAGGAUAACAAUAUAUCCCUGACAAAAGUCUUCUCCGAAAAUGUGCAGCUGAAGGAACGCGUAGAAACUCUUCAGCGUCGAUUAAAACGUGUCAGUGACCGGUUUAGUGGUUUUCAACAACAGUUGAGAUUGAGACUUCCAACACUCAAGCAAAACAAUGAGGUACUCCUACAAAAUCAGUUAUAUAUGAACAAACUGAGUGAACAGCUUCGAAAAAGUAAAGAGACUGAGUCACGCUGCAAGGCAGAAAUUAAGCAAUUGCAAGGCCAGCUUUCCGAGUCUUCUAUUAUUUUGCAGUCGGCCAAUGAACAAUGUACAUUAUUUGCACGCCAAGUAAAGUGUCUGCUAUUACUCAACGGUCAAACUGAAAAGGUUUGGGAAACGGUUUUCUCCGACGAUAAUGUUCCAAAGCUCGAGGCUUUCAUGUCAAAAGGUUCUGAUUCCUCCUUACAAUCCUUGCUCGUUCAAUUCCCGGAAUUACAAUCAGCGGACGCUUUGUCUUCAAAGGUUGUCCAAUUACAAAAAGAGGUCUCCGAUUCUGAAACACGUUUGUCCAUUAAAUUGGCUGAAGAACGUACAAAGUUGGAACAAGCUGUUGAGGUUGCGUCCAUUAAUUGGGAAAAAGAUAAACGUCAAAUGGAAAGUGAUUUGAAUUGGUUAAAGCUGCACAAUGAAUCUUUAAUUAAAGAACGUGAAAUGUACAAAGAAAUGUUUUCUGAAGCAAUUCAAAAAAUUUCAGUUUCCUGUGAUUCGUCUAACUUGGAUGAGAAUGAAAAUCUUAAAGAGUCAAUAAAGAACCUGAAGGACAAUUUGGAGAUUUAUCAGAAGGAAAUGGAAUCUAAUAACGCCUCUUUAACGGAGCAAAACAAGAAUCUUGUUCAGGACAAAAUGAAUUUAGUACGCGAUCUGACAAAACUCAAAUUACGCAACCGAACAACAAUUGAACGUUUUAAUCUUCUUAAUAAACGUUUUGCGGAUCUGCAUUCAACACUAGAACAACUUCAAAAAGUCAAUGUCAGUCAGCAAAAUGUAAUUGCAGGUCAGGAUAAGCAGCACUAUUUACUAGAGGAGCAGAUUGUUAAUGUGAACUCUCUUGCGAAGCGUAUGACCCAAGAAGUUGAGAGUUUAAAGGCCGAAAAAUCAAUCUGGCUUAAGGCAAAGGAGCGACUAUCGUCUGACACAACUCGACUUCUGGAAGAUAGAGAAAGAUUGACAAAGCUUGUUUCAAAUCUCCAAUCGCUGCUUUCCGAACAGCAACGCUCAUCAAAUGAAUACAAACGUUUGGAUAAUGCUCAAAUUAAAAACCUUCAGAGUAUUACUGAAGCUACAAAGACGGAACUUGUGACCGUAAACAAGGAGUAUGUGGAGUAUAAAGCGGAAUCUCAAGCUAGCAUUGCAACUCUUCGCAAAGAUUUAGAAACUACUUCGGAAGAACUGGAGAAAAUGCGACAAGAGAAGACCUCACUAACAAGUGAAGUUAAUGAAUUGAAAGCCCUAAACACGAAGUUUAAUCAGUUGAUUGACAUAGAGAAAGGACGUUAUGCGGCUAUACAGUCGCGUCUACAGAAACACAAGGCUACCAAUUCUACCGAAAGGGAGAAACAUUUGGAAGCAGAAAUCGAACAGCUGAAGUCUUCUGUUGCAGAACUUGAACGAAAACACACACUGGCUGAGAAGAGCUGUAUUGAAUAUCGAAAAAUCAGCGAAGCUGCUGAAAGGGCGCUGAAAAAGACCACAGACGAGCUUAAGGCACUUGAAACAAACUCUGCCGAAGAAAAAGAAACUCUUCGAAAGGAGAAGGCAGCCCUACAAGAAAGAUGUACCUUGCUCCAGGAAGAACUCUCUAACAAUAUUAACGACUAUCUCGGAAAGAGUAAAGAAUUUGAGACUAAACUUUCAAUCUAUAUUAAGGAAAACACAGAUCUGUCUGGCGAACUUGACACGUUGAAAGCAACCCGGCAAGAGUUAGCUGUUAAAUGCACUGAGCUUGAAAAGGAAAUUACGCGGCAAACAGAACAAGCAGAGUCAGCCAGAGAAGCUUAUGAAAAAGAACUUCUUCGACAUGCCAGUGUUACAUCCUCGUUGCAAAUUAUGCGAACCGAUUACAAUCGUUUGAACAACAAGCUUGUUGAGUUGAAUAACGAGAAUAACGCUUUGCGGACUAAACUUGCGGAUGCAACAUCUGAAUCCGAAUCUACUCUUGGAACAAAAGAAACCCAAACUCUUAAUAGCUCCGUAUCCAACACUGAGGAAACGGUUACAAGAUUUGACAUUUCAGCUCUCGAGUCUCUUUCAAUUGAGGAGCUGCAUGCUCAAUUGAAACGUGCUGCACGGGAAGUUAACAUUCUUUUGGUUCAGAAGAAGCUUUUGCUGAACAAAAAUACUCAACUCACCAACGAGUUACAUCACUUGCAAACUCGUCAACAUAAGAUAUUGGAAAGUAAUAGUGAAGGUUUAUCUUCAUCAACUAGCGUCAACCAAGUUCGCGAAUAUACACUUCUUCAAGAAAGCAAUUCAGCACUGCGGGAACAAGACAGGAAAAAAACCGAAACCAUAUCUGAUUUGCGCAAUCAAAUUAUGGAUUUGACACAGCAAUUGCAUCAAAUGAAGCAAAGCGAACAACAAUGUAGAACUGAUCUUGACGAAAAGUGCAAAGCGAUUGAGCAAUUGAAUACGGAAAUCACUGCUCUACAAAAUCGAAACUUGGAAAUUCUGAAAAAGGUGAACUCUCUCCCAUCAUCUCAGUCGGAGCAGCUGUCUCAAAGUAUUGCAGAAAAGGAGAUUGCAUUAAAAGAACUCCAAAAUAAGAUUACGUCGUUGAACGAGGAUUUACAAAACAGUAUCAAUGAAGUCUCUAAUCUCAAAAAGCAAAAUGAGGAAGCACAAUCCUCUAUCGAGCAGUUGACUGCGCGCAAUACGAAUUUGGCCUCAGCAUGGAAAUCCAAAUACGAUCAAAUCGUUGCUAAAAGUUUGGAGAAGGUUGGCCAAAUAAGACAACAGCUGUCUCUCAAAAAUUCUGAACUCGAGUCCAGGGUUUCAGAAUGUCAAGCACUUCACAAAGAAUUGGAACGUUUGAAGUCAGCUUCUGGAGAAUCUGUUCCUGAAGAGUCGGUUUCUGCGAAUAAAGAAAAGCUGCAAGAACUGGAAAACACAUGCUCCUUGUUGAGCGAACAACUGGAAGCUUCCAAUAAGGAGUUGGAAAGUAAAAAAGAGGAAUUGGAGAAAGCGAAUGUUAAACUUGCAGAGCUUACUGCAUCAAAGUCCAAUGAUUCUUCCUCGUCGAAUGAAGAUGAACUGGAGAAGAUUAGACAACAAAUUGGUGAGCUUCGUGACCAAUUAUCUAAAGAAACAGAAACGAAAGAAUUUCUGGAAGGCCAAUGCAGUCAAUUGCAAGGUCAAUUGGAGGCACUGAAAACUUCGGCAGAGCAAUUGUCUGCCAAUGAUUCUGUAACAGAAAUUAGCAACGUGGAAACCAAGUUGGACGAGAUGAUCGUGAACACGAUCUGCGAUAUAUUACAAAAAGAACUUGGUACAACUGUGCCCGCCGAAAUUAGAGGCGACAAGGACACUUUUGCUAACUUUUUGGAAACCGAAUUCUCUAAAUAUAAAACAAAACUUGCUGAAGAAACUCAGACUUCGUUAAAAGAAGCUCAUGAACAGCAAGUGACAAGCAUGAAGAAAGAGUUUGAGAUGCGCAACAAAUUAAAGGUAAACAUGCUUGAAAAGAAAUUGCAGCGUCUGACGCAACAACUUGAACAGGCCAAAUCCACAUCCUCUCCAACUGGAGAAAAUAAAGCUCAAACUGUUGUUGCGCAGUCUUCUUCAGCUUCUGAGCACUCCUCAGAAAGCAAACCUAAACAGAAGAAGCGUGGACUUCCAAAAGACAGCAAAGCCAAUGAACAAAAGGCGAAAAAGUCUAAGGACUAAUCACCGAGAUUUAUUUUGAAUAGAUGAAUUUAUGAUUUUUUGAAGUACUACUUAGCUUAAUGCGAACAUGUAUUGAUAGCAUAAAAAACUCUGGAACUGCACAUAAUAUUGCUUUAAUUACACCUAACUAUGAAUUCUGCUUUUGUAUGUUUCACCA
This is a messenger RNA of Schizosaccharomyces japonicus yFS275, 5270 nucleotides long. RefSeq names its product medial ring protein Alm1. The record is from RefSeq and is a predicted model, not a curated record. The transcript has a single exon. Gene Ontology annotation, biological process: protein import into nucleus. Bases 71 to 5113 code for a protein of 1680 amino acids. Lineage: Eukaryota; Fungi; Ascomycota; Schizosaccharomycetes; Schizosaccharomycetales; Schizosaccharomycetaceae.